Pecten maximus is the source of this 6197-nucleotide messenger RNA. RefSeq names its product fatty-acid amide hydrolase 2-like. NCBI's taxonomy places the organism in Eukaryota, Metazoa, Mollusca, Bivalvia, Pectinida, Pectinidae. Bases 156 to 1727 code for a protein of 523 amino acids. The record is from RefSeq and is a predicted model, not a curated record. The transcript has 8 exons.
AUUAAUGUGCUUGUUUCAGAUCGGGACAACGCCAAGCAAAUCUCAGUGCAUGUUUGUAAUAAGCUUAGGAUCCCUUCCUGAAAGUAUUAUUACUUCAACCGUCUGCAUCAGGAAACGAAACACCACACAAUACACCGACACCACCACCUGGAACCAUGUCCUUGGUGAAGAUGGUGGACACUGUGGUGCGAGGACUGCUAACAUUGAUUGGACUGGUGAUGAAACCCAUUCUCGCUGUUGUGUUUAGCAUCAUAUAUGAUUGGAGAUCACAAAAAGUGCCACCAGUUCAGGAGGAAUUAUGUCUCAAGAGUGCCACAGAGCUUGCAAAACUGAUUAGGAAAAGGAAGGUGAAAGCAGCUGAUGUGAUGGAGUCCUUCAUCAAUCGGGUAGGAAUAGUCAAUCCAGUGGUGAAUGCAGUCACUGCCACCAGAUUUGAGGAGGCAAUCCUAGAAGCAGAGGAAGUAGAUACUUUACUGGACAGUGGGCAGUUAGAUGACCGUUACUCUGAGGAAAAUGCCCCAUUUCUUGGUGUCCCAACAUCUGUUAAGGAAGCUUUUGCUCUUAAAGGUUUGCCUAAUGCCUCUGGACUAGUGAAACGUAAAAACAAGAUUGCCACAUUUGAUGCUGAGGUAGUAGCUCGCCUUAAGAAGGCUGGAGCCAUUCCUUACAUUCUUACUAAUGUUAGUGAGCUAUGUAUGUGGUAUGAAUCUGCCAACAAUCUCAAUGGUCGCACACGUAAUGCCUACGAUACGUCCAGGAUAGUUGGGGGCAGCUCAGGGGGUGAAGCCUGUAUCAUUUCCACAGCUGCGGCAGUGAUAGGUAUUGGGUCAGAUAUAGGAGGCAGUAUCAGGAUGCCAGCCUUCUUCAAUGGUGUGUUUGGACACAAAGCAUCUCGAGGAUUGGUCCCUAAUGACGGUCAACACCCAAUGGCCACGGGUAAGGAGAGAGACCUACUAAGUACAGGCCCUAUGUGUCGCUAUGCUGAAGAUAUUCUUCCUCUACUCAAGGUGUUUGCUGGACCUGAAUCAACAUUCAAGGCUAGACUUGAUGACCAGGUAGACCUGCAGUCUUUGAAAAUCUACAGUAUGCUGGAUGAUGGAGGAAGCACUCUGGUCAGCUCAGUAGACAAGCAACUGAAAGAUGUUCAGUGCAAGGUAGAGAAAUACUUGGAAGAAAAGCUGAAAUUGAAGGUGGAGAGAGUAAACAUACAUCGAAUGAAGUAUGGUCUGGAAGUAUGGACUGCAAAGAUGAAUACAGGAGGGGGCAAAAAAUUUGCACAGCUCAUGAGUGACGAUGAUGGCAGUGUAAAUUGUGUACUUGAGCUACUGAAAUGGCUGGUAGGAUGCUCACAACAUACACUGCCUGCCAUAAGUCUGGGGCUUGUCGAGAAAAUCCCCAUGCCCGAGACCGACAAGAAAUUCCUCAAAGUUUUUGACAAAUUAGAAUCUGACAUUACCAAAUUGCUAUCGAAUGAUGGAAUUCUACUAUAUCCCAGCCAUCCAAAACUUGCUCCAUAUCAUAAUGAGCCCAUACUAUAUCCCUUUAACUUUGCAUACACUGGCGUGUUCAAUACUCUAGGUCUGCCUGUGACUCAGUGCCCACUAGGGUUGAGCAAGGAGGGUCUACCGCUUGGUCUACAGUUGGUGACUGGUAUGAACAAUGACAGACUCACCAUAGCACUUGCAAAGGAGAUUGAGAAGGGCUUUGGUGGUUGGGUUAAACCAUAAAUGUUUUAUGAGUCUUCUGCUAGAACAGGUAUGUAGUCUGUCAAUCAGUCCCUGUGUCUACCAUUUUAUUCAGGACAUCGAAAGUAGCAGGUGAUAUUGUUUAAAGUUAAGGGCUUUGGUGAUUGGGUAAAACCAUAAAUAUGUUGUUAGACCAUGGCGGGUAUUACUAGAACAGGUAUGUAGUCUGUCAAUCAGUCCCUCAUUCCACUAUUUUAUUAGGGAGGUGUAAAAUGUAAAGUGAUAUUGUUUAGGUUUUAUUGGCCUUGGUGGUUUGAUCAAACCAUUAAUAUGUUAAUAGUCCAUUGCUGGUACUGCUGGAACAGGUAUGUAGUCUUUUUGUCAAUCAGUCCCUCGUUCUACCAUUUUAUCCCGGACAUAUAAAAUAUAUAGUGAUAUUGUUUAGGUUUUAUGAAAUAGGUUUUAGUGUUAUAUAACUAGCAGUAUGUUGGAGCGGAUGUAUUUAAAUGUAAUUUUGGCUUAAAUUUCGCAUUUGUUUUCAUUAUUAAGAUCACCGGUGAUGUAAACAUACAUAUUUUAGCGGUUAUUUUAUUAAAGCGUUUUUCUUGUGCGCUGAAAACAUUCUGCUGAAUUAUUGCCUUGUCAGACAUGAAGUAUUGCAAAUGUGUCAGUUCAUCACUGCCUUAAUCUGUUUGAAUUCGGUCUUGCGCUAAAUUGUGGAUCUGUUAAGAUAAAUAUGUUUACAGUAUUAAUAAAGGUGGUGAAUUGAUACUUAAAUUAUUUGUUCUGCUUACCUCAUUAAAAAUAUAAAACGGGAUAUUUCUAUAAGGAGAAUAUGGGGUGCUAAUAGAGGCUUUUAUCUCCAUCCAUAAGCGUUAUUUUUCGAUAAAUACCCUUGUAUACUUUAGAGCCUUACCAUGAUGAAAUUUCAUUAAAAUAAGGUCAGAUGGAAGACACUUUCAGGAAAAGCUUUUGUAGUGAAUAACUUAAUGAAAAGCUUACAUAGUGUCUCCAGCCUUUCAUUUCAUCUGACUACACUGAUACACAUAUAAGGUCACCCUCCCUGCCUUUCGUCUGCAUUGCUUCUGUUAUCUUGAUUAGUUUUAUAAGUCCUGUAUAUAUAAGGCAAUGCAGAGAAUAUGAAGUAAGAUGGGGAUGAGCUGUACCUGUAAUAUGGAAAUAAAUGAGUAAUGUACAAAUGUCGGGGUGAACUGUAUUAUUUAUAUGACAUUAGAUGGGUAUUGUACAAAUGUCAGAUGAACUGUACCUGUAAUAUUAAUUUAGAUGUGUAUUGUUUGAAUGUCGGGGUGAACUGUACCAUUUUAUAUGGAAUUAGAUGGGUAUUGUUUGAAUGUCGGGGUGAACUGUACCAUUUUAUAUGGAAUUAGAUGGGUAUUGUACAAAUGUCAGAUGAACUGUGCCUGUAAUAUGGAAUUAGAUGGGUACUGUAUAAAUGUCGGGGUUAACUGUACCAUUUUAUAUGGAAUUAGAUGGGUAUUGUAUAAAUGUCGGGGGUAAACUGCUGUAAUAUGAAUUUGAUAAUAGAUUUAUAGGUAUGUACAUAACAUUGAUCAAAACUUGCAUUAUUCUUCAGUGAUGAUAUUACUAAAACUACUGGUACAUAUAGAAAUCCAGAGUUAUGGUAAUCUCCAGACUAAAAACGUUGGUUCCCCCAACAGAGUUACCACGCAUCUAUCACAAAGGAUUUGACAAAUAAUUCACGAUUGAUUGAUAUUUCUUGAUCAUAUGAAUUUAGUAAAUAAUACAGUUCAUACUGAAGAGAUACGUUUUUGCACCACUUUUCUAAAGAACAAAUUUCUAAUGUGGGAUUUCUUGUAAUGGUAUUAUAUGACAAGGUGUACUGUUUGGGCGACAUUUGAAAUCCAUAUACUUGUUUGAUCAUAGCUGUUAUGAUAUUAGUGAUAUACAUAAAAGGUGUCGAUGAUGAAAUUUUGUGUCUAUGUGUUUUAUAUGAGUUCUGAAGGACAGUUAAUUGAAGCUUAAUUGAAACUUUCUAGUUAUGGGGAAAAUUUUGUUUUUAAUGAGAAUAAGAUAUACAAUAGAUUUAAUAAUCUUUUAUCCAGUAAAUGAUUUUAAAAGUGGCAAGAUGUAAUUAUUGUUAUUAAUUAGUACAGAAAGGAAAAUGAAAAUUUUGAUGUAGCAAAAUUCUUGAUGUUAUCGGUAUCUACAAAGAUCAUUAGCUAACUUGUAGAAUACCGCCCUUUAGAAGUCCGAUUUCUAAUAAAUAUCAAAGAAAACUGUUUUUCUUUAUGUCAAGUCUAUCUUGUAGAUCCCAUUUUUCUUUUUGAUCUUUGUCAAACCCGCCUGGGGGACUACCACUCUCAGUCACUACUUCUGAGAAAGUUUUAUUAAACCUCGGUAAAAAAGCUGUGAUAUAUUUCAAACAAUGCUGAACACAUUUUAAUGAUAUUUAUACUCUGGUAUUCCAUCAAACUGUUUUCUUUAUAGAAACAUAUUUCACAAAUUUUUAUCUUUAGUAAUGUUUAAUUUUAUCAGUAUUGCUCAUUUGUUUCUAGUUCAAUUGCGCUGCACUGUGAUAUUACAUUUAAAAUUAUUCUACAUUUUGUUUUAUCCGCUACAUUGUAUUCGUUCACUUUAUCUUCAUAUUCGUGUUAAAAUGAUAGUUUUUAUAUUAUCAAUCAGCGACUGGUUUGUUAUCAUUUUGAUUAACAUGUCAAAUCUUAGAUCGAAUACAGAGAGUGUGCAUGGUAUCAUUUUACUUAAACUGGAAGAGAAGUAAUGUUUUCAUAGAUUUAAAUCUUAACUGCUUACCGAUAUAUACAUAUGAUGGACACCAAAAUGUUUCAAGAAUUAUUAGGUUUUAAUAAAGAAUAACUGAUUGAGUGUAAUGACAGACAAUCAACAUGUACGUACAAACUAUAUACUCAUACUUUUAGAAAUAUAGUUAUUGUCGCUGAUAUAUUUCUUUUCGAUUUCAAUUUUGAGUCAUUUUUAGAAGUCGGGUUUGCAAACUAUAAGAGUUUCUUUAACAGUAUAACUUCCUUGUCCGUAUUUACGAAGAGGUAAUUUUAUGGUUGUAUAAUGUGGUGCUUUGAAUGACCGGUGUACAAUGUACAUGAAUAUAAAGGUAGUGUAUUGCAUCAUUCCUGACAGCCUGGCGUCAAAUGUGGUGUCUAAUUAGUUGUAUACUAGAUCAAUACGGCUACAUGAUGCUUUUGUGAAAAAAUAUGUGUUGGUGAUAUAGUAAGGCAUUUGUAAAUAUAGCAGUUUAGGUUUUAGGGAUUCCACCAAGUUAUUUUAUUUUUGAUAGCUUUUCCAAGUAACUUGAACUAAAUUAUGUUUAGAUAUACACGUAAAGUGAUGUAACUAGCUCUUAUAUUGGCCGAAUUUCAUUCGGAGAUGCCGCCUAAAACAUAAUUUCUUAUCUUGGUUAUGCUUAAUUUGUUACGUUGAUAGUGAUAUCGUAAAACAUAUUUUUAUGUGUUUAAGAUGCAUAACGUGUUGUGUUGACUUUGUGUCAUAGUCAAGUUGGUUUAUAUAUAAUAUACAUUCCAUUGGCUUUGUUUUUGGUUUUGUAUUUUACAUCCCAUCAAUGAUUUGCCACUUCAGACCAAUUAAGACAGUAUCAUUGCAGUAAUAUUUAUCAUCAAACAUAAUUUACUAUUAGCGUAUCAUGUUGAAAUAAUGUAAAAUGUAGUUUAUACACCAGUAAGCAACUUUAAAGACAAAUUAUCUCUUAAAUAAAGAGGGACCAAACUAUUUCGAUCACAUAACCAUUUCACGUUAAGAGUUCAGCUAUGAGUUAUACCACAAUUUCUCUCUCACCAGUCGGGUAUUUCCCAAUCGCUCCUUUAGCAUUGAAAGUCGGGCAUUUAUUUGUGAAAUACAAUGAAAAUAUAGUGUGUGCAUUGCAAGCCAGGUAUUUCUUCUACAACCUAUACACAUGUAUAUUAUCUAUUUCUGACAAUCACAUUCUUCCUCCAGAAAUAUUUCCUUACCAUUACACUGAAAACUUUAUACACAUAUUUACCGCUAGUUCAUCCAGUUCAUAUAUACUUCCUACCUUUGAAUAAACGUAUUUUGGUCAAUUUCUACCAACAUACUUUCUGUAUACAAAGACACAAAUUGUACCUUAUAGUAUUCAUACCAUUACUGCUCAGGGCAAUGAUUUUAGUGUUGAAAUAUUUCCAUUGUAUUUGUAAUGAGAUGAUUGAAUGGUAUCGUAUGGCUGGUAGUAUUCGUUGUGUAUAUCUAUUAUUUAUGACGGAUUGUGUGGUAAUGGUAGAGAAAACAUAUUAUUGGCAUGAAGUCUUAGUAAUACAAAGGUGGUAACUGUGAUACUACAUUAUAUUAUUUUGUUUUCUGUGAUAAUGUUAGGACAACUAUGGUACUUGUUUUCUGCUCUUAUACGUUUAUUUUUUACUUACUUCAAUGAUUGUUCCAAGAAUAAAAAAAAAUGUAUUCUUGAUUUUCAUUCUUACUCCACGCAAUAAUUUGGAGAUUUUACUAAAUAAAAUGGGGGAAAAAGGC